AUGAUUGAGAGUGAGGGAGUAUUGAGGAUAAAGGGACGUGUUUGCGUUCCUCGUGUUGAGGAUUUGAUUAAGACGAUUUUGGAGGAGUCCCACAGUUCGAGGUACUUUAUUUAUCCUGGUGCUACCAAGAUGUAUCCUGAUUUGAGACAGCACUACUGGUGGGGUCGUAUCAGGAGAGAUAUUACCGAUUUUGUUGGUAGGGCGACCCUGGGAAAGUGUGACUCAGUUUGGGUUAUUGUUGACUGGUUUACUAAGUCUGCUCAUUUCAUCCCCGUUCGGGUUACCUACACCACAGAAAAGUUGGCCCAGAUCUAUAUCUGCAAAGUUGUUCAUUUGCAUGGAGUUACUAUUUCCAUCAUCUCUGAUACAAGCCCUCAGUUUAUGUCCCGUUUCUGGAGGACUUUGCAGGCCGAGUUGGGUACUCGAUUGGAUCUCAAUAUAGAUUUUCACCCUCAGAUAGAUGAUCAGUCUGAGCAAAGAUCUACUAUAAUUACUAUUUCAAAAAUAGAUAAUUUUGUAUCUAACUGUAUAAAAGCAGGCGCAGAUAAAUGA
Lycium barbarum (goji berry) is the source of this 552-nucleotide messenger RNA. RefSeq lists its product as uncharacterized. Bases 1 to 552 code for a protein of 183 amino acids. NCBI's taxonomy places the organism in Eukaryota, Viridiplantae, Streptophyta, Magnoliopsida, Solanales, Solanaceae. Gene Ontology annotation, molecular function: nucleic acid binding. Gene Ontology annotation, biological process: DNA integration. The record is from RefSeq and is a predicted model, not a curated record. The transcript is spliced from 2 exons.